GGUGAGAUCGUAGCUCUCGCGUUCUUUAAACCCUAUCCUGUGCGAAAUUUCUUUUCUCGGGAUGAUCCUGGUAGCGCUGCUGGCGGAUCUUUUGGGCGCUUGCUAUAUUCUUUUCUCCUCUGUCGUGAUCCAGCUCGUGAAUGAGUUUCCAAUCCCGAGCCGCGUGCGACGGAUGAUCUUGGAGCGCCUGGUGUCCGGAGGAUGGAGAUAGCAGCGCUAGGGCACGAUCGCGGGCAUGGAGACGCCGGCGAGGAUGAUCGGCCUCGCGAUUCGCAGAAGGAUAGAGCGCACGGCACUGGCGCGAUCGUCGAGCCGAUCGAUCGAGCAGCCGGAGAGGAUGUAUCUGCCAGGCGCGCAUUGGCUUUCGCGGCUAGGAAGACGAAAGCUGCUGCGGAUGCCGCCACUCAGCGAGCGGCAGACGCCGCCGCGCAAGAGCAAGGUAGUAUGAGACAGGGCGAAAUCACUGGUUUGCAAGCAGCGCGGCAAAAUGCGGCUGUGGAGCAAGCUUCUCAAGUAGCCGCGGUCUAUUCUCCAGCCAAGAAGAAACAAACUACGUUGGUACCCACUGCUCAAGCGCCGGUUCCACCAGGAAUUCCUCCACAGUGUCCUGCUCCUACUGCUGCUAUCCAGGCACCGAUACCAGCAGUAACUUCAUCUGUCGAAGGAAUGGAAUGCCAAAAGUUUCUCUACGAGGUGGCGAAUCAAACAGCUAGGAGUGCGACUGCCCAGAUGGCUGCCGCUGAGAAUCUCGCGACAAAUGCUCGAGACACUGGUACUAGACAGGAAGCGGAAGAUCAGGCUACGAAAGCGCAGAAGAAUAUGGGAUUGGCCAAACAAAUGGCGGAGGCUGCACAGUCGCCUGCUGUAGCUGUCCAAGCCGUCGCUGCCAUCCAGAAAGCCUGUUCCAAUAAACACGAGUCCUGAUUUGCUCAGGACUGCAACCCAAAGGAUUUGAACCACGAACGUUAUCCAGAAGAAAUCUAUAUGCUCUUCUAGAAAUCGAUGGCUAUGGUGCUCUCUUCCGCCAGUCCAGC
Selaginella moellendorffii is the source of this 1034-nucleotide messenger RNA. RefSeq lists its product as uncharacterized. The transcript is spliced from 5 exons. The record is from RefSeq and is a predicted model, not a curated record. NCBI's taxonomy places the organism in Eukaryota, Viridiplantae, Streptophyta, Lycopodiopsida, Selaginellales, Selaginellaceae. Bases 202 to 924 code for a protein of 240 amino acids.